ACCAAUACCUAACCCAAACCUCCAACUCUCUAUAAAUUGAUAGUGAUAAUGCAAUGUUUAAGCACCAAAAAAUAGCCCAAGUUAAUUAAUUAGCAAAAGCACUUAGCUUUGUUAAUUAACCAAAAAUGACUUACCCUAAAACCCUUAUCGGUCUCGGUCUCCUCCUCGCUCUUCUUUUCAUCUCCUCCCAGGUCUCGGCUCGCCUACUCGAGGAAGACAAAGUUAAGGCCGAUGGCUUAGAUUAUCACGGUGGACACUACGGCGGAGGACACUACGGGGGAGGAGGACACUACGGCGGAGGAGGUCACUACGGCGGAGGUGGACACUACGGGGGAGGAGGUCACUACGGUGGAGGACACGGGGGACACUAUGGUGGAGGACACUACGGCGGAGGACAUGGCCUUGAUGCUGACACCAAAAAGUUGAACGAUCAAGGUCUAGAUAGUCACGGUGGACACCACGGCGGAGGGCACGGUCACGGCGGCGGCCACCACCACUGCCACCAUCCCCACUGCCCUGAGAGUGUUAAGAAUUAGAACCCUAAUACCUACACCCCAUCUGCUACCAUGUUUGGUUCAAAAUAAAAGCAUAUUAUUGUACCAUGAAAUAAAGUUUGUUUUUAUGUGUGUGUUGUGUUUUAAAUUUAAAUAAAAGCAUAAGAUAUGUUGUAUGAAGUGGAGAUGAUGCUAAAUUAUCAUACUUUGGUAAUUUAUUACAACCUAUGAUCUUUCUAGUUUUCAUAUUAUAUAUGUAAUGUCAAACUAUAUAUAAACUUGAUUUUGCUUUGUACAUAA
Molecule: messenger RNA, 794 nt
Organism: Cucumis melo (muskmelon)
Lineage: Eukaryota; Viridiplantae; Streptophyta; Magnoliopsida; Cucurbitales; Cucurbitaceae
Exons: 2
Coding region: 126-536 (136 amino acids)
Source: RefSeq, a predicted model, not a curated record